GUGGAAACCGCUGCGAGGGCCUCCUGCAGGUGCAGUCCCUGGGGCAGCAGGGCCUGGUGUGUGGGGACCGCUGGGGCCUGCGGGAGGCAUCUGUGAUUUGCAGGCAGCUGGGCUGCGGUCGUGCCCUCUAUGUCCCCACAUACGUGGUGUGGCCCCAGGAGGCCCAGCAGUCCUUGCUGCAGGGCGUGCAGUGCCAGGGUGUGGAGGCCUCGCUCUGGGACUGCUCCCUGGGGAAGUGGGGGUCGCCGCACGGCUGUGAGUGUGAGUGCAUCGGUGCAGUCCACUGCUCAGGUAGGACGGGUGCCCCGGGAGCCACUUCUGCCAGUCUGUGGCCCUGUCCCCACCCACGAUCUUCACUUUGGGGAGGAGGGUUGUUGCCUGAGUCCCCCAGGGUGGAAGACAAGACCCUUCUUCCUGGGGUGCCUGUGACUCCAGUGCUGUGACCCUCAGACCCUCAUGGCACUGUAUGACCCCACGUGUCCCCUCCAAAGGCCCAGACAGCACAGCACAACUGAGCAACACAUUACACACCCAGGCCAGCCCUGGCCGGGACUCCAGCCCGAGUUCAGUCCUUCUGGGUUCAAUUGACUCCUGGAGACCAUCAAGCACUGGGGGCCAGUGGUGACCACAGGACCUUCUGAGGAGGAAAGCUGGCCUCCUUGGAGCUGAGUGGCGGAGGCAGCCCCUGUGCGGGAACCCCCAUGAUCCGGAUAACAGAAGGCCCUGUGAUAAGGUGCGGCUUGCACCAGAAGGAGGCCAGCAUCUUCUGCAGAAGGCUGGGGUGCGGCCCAGCGCUCCAGGCAUCCAGGCCCCACCUCACAGGGCACCCAGGCUGGCUGGGCUCGAAAAUCAUUUCCUGCCAGGGAACAGAGUCCAGCAUCUUCAACUGCAGGUUCAACCUGAACUUCCUGGACCUCUGUGACCUCCCAACAGACUCUGAGGUGGUGUGUGCAGGACACACCGAGGCCCGGCUGGUGGGCGGCGAGCACCCCUGCGCCGGGCGCCUGGAGGUGAGGCGGGGCCUGACCUGGGGCACCGUCUGCGACUCGGACCUGGACCUGGCCACGGCCCACGUGGUGUGCCGGGAGCUGCAGUGCGGGGCGGCGGUGUCCACGCCCGAGGGCGCCCGCUUCGGCCGGGGCUCGGGGCCGGUGUGGACCGAGGCCUUCCGCUGUGCGGGCAACGAGUCGCUGCUGUUCCACUGCCCGCGGGGGCGCGGGAGCCGGUGUGGGCCCGGCCGCGACGCGGGGCUCAGGUGCACGGGGGCAAAGUUCAGGAUGGUCAACGGCAGCAGCAGCUGUGAGGGCCGCGUGGAGCUCCAGGUGCGGGGGUCCUGGGCACCCCUGUGUGCCACCCACUGGGACAUAGCAGAUGCCACCGUCCUCUGCCACCAGCUCAACUGUGGCAACGCGGUGGCCGCACCUGGAGGAGGCCAUUUUGGGGACGGGGACGCUGCCAUCUGGCCUGAUGCCUUUCACUGUGAGGGGACAGAGCCCUACUUGUGGAAUUGCCCAGUAAGCACCCUGGGGGCCCCGGCCUGUGCCCCGGGAAACACAGCCUCCGCGGUCUGCUCAGGUUUGCCCCACGCCCUGCGACUGAGGGAAGGACAGAGCCGCUGUGACGGCCGCGUGGAGGUCUCCCUGGAUGGCGUGUGGGGCCGCGUCCUGGACGAUGCCUGGGACCUGCGCGGCGCGGGCGUGGUGUGCCGGCAACUCGGGUGCGGAGGGGCCGAGCAAGCCUAUGACGCACCUGCCCCCAGCCGCGGAUCCGUCCAGGUGGCGCUGAGCCGCGUGCGCUGUCUGGGCACCGAAACCCGCCUGACACAGUGCAACGUGUCCGCGACCCUGCAGGAGCCCGCGGGGACCUCGCGGGACGCCGGCGUGGUGUGCUCCGGGAGCCUCGGGGUGCGGCUGGCCGCGGGGCCGGGGCGCUGUGCGGGGCGCGUGGAGGUGCUGCACGGGGGCGCGUGGGGCACCGUGUGUGACGAUGCCUGGGACCUGCGGGACGCGCACGUGGUCUGCAGGCAGCUGGGCUGUGGCCGCGCCCUGAGCGCCCUGGGGGCCGCACACUUCGGAGCCGGGGCAGGGCGCAUCUGGCUGGACGAGCUGGGCUGCCAGGGCCACGAGUCUGCGCUGUGGCAGUGCCCGUCGGCGGGCUGGGGGCGGCACGACUGCAGGCACAAGGAGGACGCCGGCGUCUUCUGCUCAGAGUUCACGGAUCUGAGGCUGCAGGACGACAGGCAGCCAUGCACAGGGCGACUGGAAGUUUUCUACAAUGGGACUUGGGGUGGUGUCUGCCGGACCCUGAGUGCGGCCUCCCUGGGGGUCCUGUGUGGGCAGCUGGGCUGUGGGUCCCACGGGCAGCUGCAGGCCGGGGCAGGAAGCCGGUCUGCCCCUGAGUUUCUCUGGGUGGGCUCCAUCCAGUGCAGGGACAGGCAUGACCGGUCCCUGUGGCAGUGCCCGUCAGCCCCCUGGGACCAGCAUUCAUGCUCCAGCAGAGAGGAAGCGUGGGUCGUGUGCACAGAAAAGGCAGGAGAAGUUCCUGAGGACCCUGGGGAGCCCCUCAACUGCUCCUCCUGGCUCGGCUGCCCAGAGGAGGGCGCACUGCGCGUGCGCGGGGGCGAGGACCGCUGCUCCGGGCGCGUGGAGCUCUGGCACGCGGGCUCCUGGGGCACCGUGUGCGACGACGGCUGGGACCUGGCGGACGCGGAGGUCGUGUGCCGCCAGCUGGGCUGUGGUCGGGCCGUCGCCGCCCUGGGGGCCGCCGCCUUUGGCCCUGGCUCCGGGCCCGUGUGGCUGGACGAGGUGGGGUGCCGGGGCAGCGAGGCGUCCCUGUGGGGCUGCCCUGCGGAGCGGUGGGGACGCGGAGACUGCGCGCACAAGGAGGACGCGGGCGUGCGCUGCUGGGAGCCUGGCCCAGGCCCCCCACUGCCUGCAGCUCCCUUCCAGACAUUCUGGGUGGUCAGUGUCGUCCUGGGAGCCCUUCUUGGUCUUCUCCUUCUGGGCCUCAUGGCCUUUCUGAUUCUGCCUCGAGUCACACAAGCCAUGCAGAGGGGUCUGGGAAGAUCCGAGGUAUCUCCUGGAGAAGCCAUCUAUGAUGUCAUUGGGGAAAUGCCGCUAGCAGGACUGUACGAGGAAAUCAUGGAGGCCGAGGCUGUGCUCCAAGAUGAGGAGGACGGAGGUGUGGUGAAGGUGGACACAGAAGCCGCAGUUUCAGGGGAGGUGUCUAACCUCCUGGAGGGACAGUCUGUACGUGCGGAGGGAGGACACAGCAGACCUGUUUCUCAGGGAUAUGACGAGGCUGCGUUUCCUCUGGAGGAGAUGACGUUGUAAAGCACCCUGAGGAUGAGAUACACCAGCUGGCUGUCGAAAUCACAGCUCUUCAUUUUCUUGUACAAUUGUAGUGGAUUUCAUGAGAACACCUUGGAUGCCUUUCUCUUGCAAUGUCCUCCACGUCCAUAUAAAAUCCAGUCCUUCCAGGCCCUGCCUGGCUCUAACCCUCAACCCCUUCGAGGGCCAUCUGCUGUGGACAGUUGUGCUGUGUAACCUUCAGAUUUCCCACACAUUACAGCAAAUGCAAAUACACAUAGAAAUCAGUGGUUCCAUUUGUGGUUUAGAGACACAUGGUGCCAUCUUCAUCUUCCGCGCCACAGCUCGCUUCUGGCACCCAGCAGUGGGUUGCAGAGCUCCCCAUGCCAGAACCUUCUUCUUUUUUCUUAAAAACUCUUCUUAAUUAAAUCCAAAGUAUCUUUUAAAUGUUCUACUUGUGUAAUCAUGUCAUCCGUGAAUAUUCAGAUUUAUCUUCUCCUUCCAAUCUGUGUACAUUUAAUCUCUUUUUCUGUGCCUUAUUUCAGGGGCUGGGACCCUUCAGUCCAGUGUUGAAGAGAGGCAGCCAGUGGAGGUCUUGUCUCAUUCAUGGACUCAGAGCAAAUGUGUUCCACAUUUAAUUUCACUAUGAAAUAUAAUAUUUGAUGUUCGGUUUUGUAGAUGCUAUUUAUCAGAUCAAGGAAAGCCCAGUCUAUACCUAAUUUGUUAAGGGUUUUGCAUUUUAUCAUAAGUGUUGACUUUUAUCAAAUUCUUUUUUGUAUCUAUUAAGAUGAUACAUAAUUGAUUUUCAUAUGUGAAAUUAACCAUGGGUUAAACAAACUUACCUUUAUCAUGAUAUAUUAUUCUUUUUGUAUUUCACAGGAAUUAGUUUGGUAGUAUGUUGGGUCAAUGUUUAAAAAAGAAAAUGAUGUGUAACUUUUUUCUUUUGUUGUAGUAUUUCUGUUUAAUUUUUGGUAUGAGGAUUAUUCAGGUCUCAUAAGAGUUAGGAGUAUAUUCUCUUUUAAAAAAUAUUUGCUAAUUUACACUCCCACCAACAGUGUAAAAGUGUUCUUAUUUCUCCACAUCCUCUCCAGCAUCUGUUGUUUCCUGACUUUUUAAUAAUCGCCAUUCUAACUGGCAUGAGAUGAUAUCUCAUUGUGGUUUUGAUUUGCAUUUCUCUAAUGACCAGUGAUGAUGAACUUUUUUUCAUAUGUUUGUUGGCUGCAUAAAUGUCUUCUUUUGAGAAGUGUCUGUUCAUAUCCUUCACCCACUUUUUGAUGGGGUUGUUUGCUUUUACCUUGUAAAUUUGUUUAAGUUCCUUGUAGAUUCCGGACAUUAGCCCUUUGUCAGAUGGAUAGAUUGCAAAAAUUUUCUCCCAUCCUGUAGGUUGCCUGUUCACUCUGAUGACCUAUCAAUGAUAGACUGGAUAAAGAAAAUGUAGCACAUAUACACCAUGGAAUAUUAUGCAGCCAGAAAAAAGGAUGAGUUCAUGUCCUUUGCAGGGACAUGGGUGAAGCUGGAAAACAUCAUUCUCAGCAAACUAACACUGGAACAGAAAACCAAACACUGCAUGUUCUCACUCAUAAGUGGGAGUUGAACAAUGAGAACACAUGGACACGGGGAGGGGAACAUCACACACUGGGGCCUGUCAGGGGGUGGGGGGCUAGGGAAGGGAUAGCAUGAGGAGAAACACCUAAGGUAGAUGACGGGUUGAUGGGUGCAGCAAACCACCACGACACGUGUAUACCUAUGUAACAAACCUGCACAUUCUGCACAGGUACCCCAGAACUUAAAGAAUAAUUUAAAAAAAUUUG
This is a messenger RNA of Gorilla gorilla gorilla (western lowland gorilla), 5119 nucleotides long. RefSeq names its product scavenger receptor cysteine-rich domain-containing protein SCART1-like. Bases 702 to 3332 code for a protein of 876 amino acids. The record is from RefSeq and is a predicted model, not a curated record. Gene Ontology annotation, cellular component: membrane. NCBI's taxonomy places the organism in Eukaryota, Metazoa, Chordata, Mammalia, Primates, Hominidae. The transcript has 12 exons.